UGGGAUUUGGGAAUACAAGCGCUAUUUCGGAAUUGUUUUUCGUAACUAUUUCUGAAUUAAUAUACGUCUACACAAAAACCUAUUUUCAACAAAAAGUUAAUGGUGAAGUAUUACAAAUAGUCAUGGCUAAAGAAAGCGAUAUGUCGUUAUUUAAUGAUGUUCUCGAGCCCUUUCGGCGAGUUAUAAACACCGACCCUCCAAAAGAUAAGUUAUCCUCUUCGGCGAAGUUAAAUUUUUCAGACAGUAGUAAUCAGUCUAUAAAAGAAGGCAUAUCUAACCUACUAAAUUCAGGAAAACGCAAGUCGAGCUUUGCUUGUGCGGACGCAGAAACCCCAGGAAAACGAACGCGCAUAGAUUCAGCAAGUGUUCCUCCAUCACCUUGGGAAGCUAGAAAACUGAAAACAGACAUGAUCGCUAUGAAAGCACAAAUAACAAAGUUAGAAGCUCGUAUAAAUCAUCAGCAUGCAAUUCGGAAGGAGAUGCAAAUAUUGUUUGACGAAGAAAAGGCCUCUUUAGUAGAUCAACAUAAGAGAGAUGAGCGACUAAUGUCUAACUUAGAAGAUAGACUACAAUUAGUGAGGAAGAGAGAACAAGAUUUGAGAGAUGAGUUCACUCAGUCUGUAAAAGAAUUUAAAGAUAGCAAAGCAAAAUGGGAGAGUGAAAGGUUGGAAUUGCAGAGACAAGUGGCAGAAUUAAAGGACCAGUUACUUGAGGCCAAUGUUAGUAAUAAGGACCAGCUGUCUGAAAUGGAGAAGGAUAUGAAUGAAUUGUUAGCUGCUUUAGAAGGUGCACAAGAAGAAAGUGAAUUUCUGAAAGGAGAGGUUGAAAAGCUUAAGGAAAAAUCUGACCAAUGUACUAGUUUAAAAGCGCAACUAGAGAAACAAGCAUUUGAAAUGCAGCAAGCCACUAAUAAAUUAAAGGAAAUUGAAUAUGAGAGGGAUUCUUAUAAAGACUGGCAGCAACAGGCAAAGACAGCGCAAAAACGGCUAUCAAACAUGGCGGAUUUAGAAAAGGAAGUGGCCAGGUUACGCGCCACAGAGCGAUCAUUACGAGACGCGGUUUGCAAUAAGUUGAUAUUGGAGGAACAAGUACACAUACUAUCGACAAAGGUCGAGGCUUUACAGCCAGUUCAACAAGAGCUACAUGAGGCUAAAGUGAAAAUAGCAUCACUAGAGUCGUCACUAGAAGAAUGGCGUAGUGCAGCUAGGGGGCACGGGGUAGAAACGGCUCGAGCGCUGUCUUCAGCUCUGGAGAAUGCGUUGAGCGGACAACUCUCUGCUGUGGCUGGCGCUUCACAGGCACAGUCGCAACUUGCUCAACUAACUGAGGAAGUGGCAACACUCAAGUUCGAGCGAGAUAAGGCAACAGCAAAACUGAACGAUUUGCAAACAGUGCGGAAGAAUCAAGAGAGUCUAAUACACAGACUGCAAAAGAGACUUCUUAUUGUAACUAGAGAAAGGGACAGCUAUAGGCAACAACUAGACAGCUACGAAAAGGAACUCACAGUGACAUUAAGCGGAGAUGUUGGUGCUGGUGGGGCAGCUUUAUUGUCAGCGAGGGUCGAACAGUUGGAGAAGGCAUUGCAAGGAUACAGAGACCUGCUGUCUACACACGACCAGGAGGGCCAUUCGAAGGCUUUAGAAGCAGCUCGAGCUGAAGUAAGCAAAUACCGCGAAGAGGCGGAGGCGGCUAAACGCGAAGUGAGCAAACUGCGCGCGCAGAGAGAUCAGAUGCACGCGCAUUUGGAGAAACUUGCUGCACCUACUAAGAUAUUACAUCUAGCGGACAACCCAGCGGACGUGGCCCACAAACAAAUGCAAAUGGACUUGGAAACCGCACAGGAAGAGAUAAAGAAGUUAAAAGCAGCCCUUCGCGAAGGCGGCUCGUGCCCUGAAGACAUGCAGCAGUUGAAGCAACAACUCGAAAAUAGCAGGAUUAAAUUGCAACGGAUGAAAGAAGAAUUCACUGCAUCAGCCCAGGAGUACAGAGAUGUUUGCUACAUGCUGCUCGGUUACAAAAUAGACAGGACUGGUCAUAAAAAUUACAGAAUAUCCAACAUGUACGCAGACACACCUGAUGAAUACCUCACAUUCACACUCUGCGAGGAUGGUAUAGAGAUGGUUCACACAGAUUAUUCCUCCACACUUGAAGAGUUGGUGGAACUGCACUUGCACCAACACCACUCAAUACCAGUGUUUCUUAGUGCUCUCACUAUGGAGCUAUUUACACGUACCACCAUGCAAGUGGCGUGAUAGUGUUUGCUGAUAGUGAUGGGUUUGGGGAUAGUGAAAGUGUUAGUGCAAGUAGCCCGCUAGCGUUAGCACAUGAACUAAUCUUCACUGGGUGAGAUAGUGCAACUGUAUUUACAGAAUAAUUAUUCAAUACCGAUGUUUCUUAAAUUCACUAUGGAGCUGUUCAAACGCACCAUGCAAGGUGCGUGAUAGUGUUUAGGGAUAGUGUUCCGAGCUAGUUGGGUGAUAGUGUUGUGUUGUGUAGUGAGGACUUAUAGUAUAUAGAUUCUGAGCAAUAUAUGGAUUGUGUGUGCGCAUUUUGUUGUUAUAGAGAAUAACUUUUUAGUUACUCAAGCAAGUUUCGAGUGAAAGAUGUAUAGCAAGAUGGAAAUGUUUGGCUUUUUGAAGUGUGUUUAGUGAUAUAUACUAAAUUACGAGCUAGUGUUUAAGGAACAAAAAGCAAUAAAUUUAAAACAAACUUUUUACUUACAUAGAAUUUAUAAGUCGUUAAGAUUAUUGGGUAAUUUUUAAAAUUGUACAGUGGAAUCCGUUUAUACAAUGACAUUGAAGGGGAAUAUCAAACAGGUCAUAAUAAACGGACGUCAUACAAAGCAUUUUGUAGAAAAUAAACAAUCUCCCGUUUUUGUUAGUAUUCAAUACAGUGAAACAAAAUAGAGAAGCCUACACAUUGAGACACAAAACAAACAUAAAAAAGUGUUGUCGGAUAUCACAAUUUUCCCAAACAGAAAUUAGUGUUGAAAGUUUUAGAAUUCAUUUCGGUCAGUAUAACCGGACAAUUCAUUAACAAUUGGUCACAAUAAACGAUAUGUCACUAUAAACGAAGUCAUUUUAUCCGACUUUCAUUAAGAAUUUUAUAUGAAAACGAAACUUUGCUGUGUAAUACGUCAUAAUAAGCGGUUAGUCAAUAUAACCGGAGUCAUAAUAAAAGGAUUCUACUGUAAUUGAUUCGGACCAUACACAUCAUCUAGGUCAAGCAUUAGGCAAAUUUUAGAUACAGAUUAUAGAAUAUGUUUUCAUAGAUAGGCUCUUACAUUGUAUUUUCUAGAUUUAAUUCCGCAUUGGAUAUAUUUGAAUACGGACAAUUGGCCUUACAUAAUAUUAUAUGAUUUAGGACAAUGUAUUUAUUACGCAUAGAAUCGUUUUUUUUAUUCAAAUGAGUCUAUUAUUAAUUAUAAGAUCUUUCAUGUUUUAUCAUUUAUGUAGUAUUAGCAUGCUAGCAUUUGAUAUUAUGAAAAUAGUGUAAGGUUGAGAGUAAGGAAAAAAACAUUUGAUUACAUACGCCUUUUUGCUUUCCACUAGUUAGUUCUGAUAAAAUAUACAUUUGCUUUUUUCUUCUUGACAUUGUGGUAUCCAUUCUAAAAUUGUAAAAGUGAUAGCUGGCUGUCUGUGUAUUACAAUUUGGAUGAAAUUUGUAAGC
Colias croceus (clouded yellow) is the source of this 3669-nucleotide messenger RNA. It is a transcript of the gene Mad1, whose product is annotated as mitotic spindle assembly checkpoint protein MAD1. The transcript has 14 exons. NCBI's taxonomy places the organism in Eukaryota, Metazoa, Arthropoda, Insecta, Lepidoptera, Pieridae. Bases 123 to 2252 code for a protein of 709 amino acids. Gene Ontology annotation, cellular component: kinetochore; nuclear envelope; mitotic spindle. Gene Ontology annotation, biological process: mitotic spindle assembly checkpoint signaling; attachment of mitotic spindle microtubules to kinetochore. The record is from RefSeq and is a predicted model, not a curated record.